This is a messenger RNA of Knipowitschia caucasica, 987 nucleotides long. Lineage: Eukaryota; Metazoa; Chordata; Actinopteri; Gobiiformes; Gobiidae. The record is from the annotation of a GenBank genome assembly.
AUGGAUAACCUCACAAUGCUCGCCAAUGGUCUGCUGGUUUGCAACGAGUCGGACUACACAUCCAACCCAAACUGCACCCCUUCCUCUGAGCUCUACUUUUACGCCGAUCUUUACAUAAUUUUGCCCAUAAUCUACUCUGUGAUCUGCGCUGUGGGACUAACCGGCAACACUGCAGUAAUAUACAUGAUCCUCAAAGCCCCAAAGAUGAAGACUGUCACCAAUAUGUUCAUUUUAAACCUCGCCAUCGCGGACGAUUUGUUCACGCUGGUUUUGCCGAUCAACAUCGCGGAGCAUUUACUUCGUUACUGGCCAUUCGGGGAAGUUCUUUGCAAAAUCAUCCUCAGUAUUGAUCAUUAUAACAUCUUCUCCAGCAUUUACUUCCUCACAGUUAUGAGUAUAGAUCGUUAUUUGGUUGUCUUAUGCACGGUGAGGUCCAAGCGGAUGCCGUACCGCACUUAUCGAGCGGCAAAAAUCAUCUCUCUGUGCGUCUGGGUUCUUGUGAUCCUAAUUGUGAUGCCUUUUACCGUUUUCGCUAGUGUAUACAGCCCCAAUGACGAUAGAAAAAGUUGCGUGCUUAGCUUCCCCAGUCCGGAGAACCUCUGGUUCAAAGCCAGCCGAAUUUACACGCUAAUUCUCGGGUUUGCCAUUCCGGUUUCCACCAUCUGCAUCCUCUACACCAUGAUGUUGUACAAGCUGAGGAACAUGCGGCUAAAUAGUAACGCUAAAGCCCUUGACAAGGCCAAGAAGAAAGUUACCAUCAUGGUUUUCAUCGUCUUGGCGGUGUGUCUGUUCUGCUGGACGCCUUUUCACCUCAGCACCAUAGUCGCUCUGACCACAGAUCUCCCAACCACGCCGCUGCUAAUCGGGAUUUCCUACUUCAUCACAAGCCUAAGCUACGCUAACUCCUGUCUCAACCCGUUCCUGUAUGCGUUUUUGGACGACAGCUUUAGAAAGGCUUUUAAGAAGAUGCUAGAAUGCAGACCUUGA